AUGACCAGUGACAUCACCAAAGCUUUCCUACAGAUUGCCGUCAACAAGGAAGAUCAGGAUGUCCAUCGCUUCCUGUGGACAAAAGAUGGGAAAGAUAGGGUGAUGAAAUUCUUGGGUGUCCCAUUUGGCAAUACAGCCAGUCCAUUUCUCUUAAAUGCCACCAUCCGCCACCAUCUGUCUCAGUACUCUGAUUCUGAAACCUCUACUGCUGUCGAGGAACUGAAGGAAAAUUUGUAUGUUGAUGAUUGGAUCACUGGGGCUGAUUAUGAAGAUGAGACUUGUGAGUUGUUUCGUAAUGGUCAAAAGAUUCUAAAAGAAGGUAGUCUGUCAUUGGCAAAGUGCAACUCUAACAAUGAGGUAAUCAAAGACAUGUUCAGACACGAGUUUGAUUCUCACUCUGGUACUGUAUCAACAAAGAUACUUGGGUUGAAGUGGUUGAAAACAGAAGACUGUUUUGCAUUUGAUGGAGUUGACAUCCCUACACAGAUUGUCACAACCAAAAGAGUUGUUUUGAGCUUCAUAGCGAGGUUGUUUGACCCGUUUGGUUUCUUGUCACCCUACAUCAUGUAUCUCAAAAUUUUGUUGCAAGAAAUAUGGUUGUUGAAACUGGAUUGGGAUGACAAUGUUCCAGCCCCACUUCAUGAUAGGUUUAAGAGAUGGGUGCAAGGUUUGACUGAGGUACAACAGUGGAGAAUUCCAAGACGCUACGGCUUGUCAUUGUGGUCAAAUUUGACUGGAGUUGAGGUUCAUGGGUUUGGUGAUGCCUCAGAACAAGGUUACGGAGCUGUGGUAUACCUGCGCAUUCCCUGUUCAGAUGGCAGCUAUGAGGUUUCACUAGUCACAUCCAGGGCUAGAGUUACACCAGUAAAAAAGGUUUCACUCCCAAGAUUAGAAUUGCUUGGUGCUCUGUUGUGUGCUCGUGUGGUCAGCUUCGUGCUGAAAGCCUUGAAACUUCCAUCUGACACAAUGUGUAGGUAUUGGACAGACUCUACUGUAGCUCUAGGUUGGAUUAAAGGUAAACAUUCUCGUUGGAAAACUUUCGUUGCUAACCGAGUUCUUGAAAUUCAAGAACGGACAGAUGUUGAACAGUGGUCUCACUGCCCUGGUAGAGGGAACCCAGCAGAUAUCAUGACUAGAGGUGUUCUUGCAGGAGAAUUGGUCUCUUCCAAACAGUGGUUGUCUGGACCUAGUUGGCUAGCUGGAUCAUUAGUACUGGGCAAAGACAAAGUGAUGUUUGAUCAGGUAGAGCGGUUCCUUCAGCCAGAAACUGUGGCCAUUGUAAAUGUAGCUAGAGUGUGGUUGCCAGAAGAUGUUCUCAAAGUUGAGAGAUGGGGUACACUUGAGAAAGCAAUUAGAAUCACAGCUUGGGUCGUGAGAGUACUCCAAAACAUGGAUAAAACAAAGCAACAUGUCUCUGGAAAAUUGUCCUUACAAGAGUGUGCAACGGCAAAACAGAUAUUGUUGAAACACGUGCAGAGUGUGGCAUAUAGUGCUGAGAUUGAAGCCCUGAAACAGGGAAAGUCUGUAGGAAAAUCAUCACCAUUGUUAAAGUUAAAUCCAGCCAUUGGAAAAGAUGGGUUAGUUAGGAUUGGUGGUAGGUUAGAAAACUCUCAGCUGACAUAUGCUGAAAAACAUCCAGUCAUCGUGCCCAAGGGCAGGUUAGCCACACUUCUUAUCAGGUCUGAACAUUUCAGGGCAAAACAUGCGGGUGUAGAGGCCAUGAUUACGACCAUCAGAGACAACUACUGCCCAUUUCCUUACAAGAAAUGGCCAUUUUGUUAG
Molecule: messenger RNA, 1782 nt
Organism: Lineus longissimus
Lineage: Eukaryota; Metazoa; Nemertea; Pilidiophora; Heteronemertea; Lineidae
Exons: 1
Coding region: 1-1782 (593 amino acids)
Source: RefSeq, a predicted model, not a curated record